AUAGACUCCUAUGGUGCUUUGGGAAGCUCAGAUGUGGUCCUUCUCCUCCAUGGUUUCCCCACCUCCAGCUAUGACUGGAACAAGAUCUGGGAUCCACUCACACAGCGCUUCCAUCGAGUCAUUGCACUGGACUUUCUUGGAUUUGGCUUCAGUGACAAACCAAGACCCCACAGAUACUCCAUCUUUGAACAGGCCAGUAUAGUUGAAGUGGUGAACCAUUUGGGUCUGAGCAAUCAGCGUCUCAAUCUGAUAUCCCACGACUAUGGAGAUACUGUGGCUCUGGAGCUGCUGUACAGGAGUGACCAAAAUCGCAGCGGCCAUCUGAUCUUCAACAGCCUCUGCCUUUCAAAUGGAGGGUUAUUUCCAGAAACUCAUCACCCACGGUUGCUGCAGACGCUGAUGAAGGACUCAAGUAUUCUAGGGACGGUUCUGACACGCCUCAUUAACUCCAUGAUCUUCCAGAAGGGCAUUGGAGAAGUGUUCGGUCCCUACACUCAGCCCACAGAUGCAGAGCUCUGGGACAUGUGGACCAUUUUACGCUACAAUGAUGGCAACUUGGUUUUAGACAGUAUUCUCCAGUACCUCAAUCAGAGAGCUCAGCACAGAGAUCGAUGGGUGGGAGCGCUCACGUCUACACAUGCCCCAUUGCACAUGAUUUACGGACCUCUGGACCCUGUCAACCCCCAUCCACAGUUCAUCCGUCUUUAUGUGCAUCUGGUGAAGAAGUCGACCGUCACGAUUCUGGACGACCACAUCAGUCACUACCCUCAGCUGGAGGACCCCACUGGCUUCCUAAAAGCUUAUUUUAAUUUCAUCCACUCUUUCUGAACAGAUCAGACACAGGCACCUUGUGUGAGUAAUCAAAACCAGAUCAAAAUGAUUUUCCACCCUUAGUUAGGAAUGUUAGGAACUAAUGAAAAGUCUGAGGAAAACAAAUGCACAUUUAUAGAAACCUGAGAUGAUCAACUACUGUAAUAUUGAGCAUAUCUGUUGAAUCCAACAUUCUGAAUUACUUUUGAUAUCAUUUUCUACAUUAUGCUAAAUGUUAACUAUCUUUAAAUAAAAUU
Cyprinodon tularosa is the source of this 1067-nucleotide messenger RNA. RefSeq names its product mesoderm-specific transcript protein-like. The record is from RefSeq and is a predicted model, not a curated record. Gene Ontology annotation, molecular function: catalytic activity. NCBI's taxonomy places the organism in Eukaryota, Metazoa, Chordata, Actinopteri, Cyprinodontiformes, Cyprinodontidae.